AUGGCUGCCAACUCGAAUCCCUCCAGUGAGGCUGAACCACAGCAGCAGCCCCGCCAGAAUGCCCGCCAGCGUGCUCAAAAAUGGAUGACCAAGGGCGGCCUGGUCCGUGAAGACUCAGACGACGAAUUGGGUGACGAAGACCACCCGUGGGACUGGAUAUAUGCCGAAAAUGACGCCGAGCCGGAGGAACCCAUCAAUGCCAGCCCAGAAAAAUCCAACCGACGACGAUCAUCACGCCCGGCGAGGAGGAAGCGCGCCAUCCUCGGAGCUCGCAUGGGAUCAUUCGAAUGCAGGAUUGGCCAAAUCGUGCUGUUGAAGUCACCGGAAGCUGGCAAAGAUUGGGUGGGAAUUAUCAUGGAGUUUGUGGAGGAAGAGGACGAAGACGAAGAGGACAAGAAGAUCAAGUCGGCCAGCAUCAUGUGGUUUGCUUCUCCAGAUGAGUUUCUGUCCACAAGGAACAAGCGCAGGGCCGACGCGCUACCCAACGAGCAGUACCUGACUCAAGAUUUCAACACAAACCCCCUUUACUCCAUCAGUGGCAAAGCUACGGUCAUGUCCAAGGACGCCUUUUUCGCAAAAUACCCCAACGGAGAUCCUCCAAAAAACAAGGACCAGCUAGCCGAAUACAACAAGUGCAUUGUCUGCCGCAGGGGUGUCAACCAGGUCCAAGGGCGAUACACGGAAGAGUUCAACUGGGAGGAGGUGUACAAGGAGGACAAUGUCCACGAGCUCGUCAGCUUGGUUAGGGAAGGAUUAAAAGCAGCUCGAAAGCGCAAAGCCGCUGACUCUGAGUAUGUGGAGAAUAAGGAUGAGAGCGCAGCAGCACCGGCAACCCCGAGAAAAAGGCAACGAGUGGCCGCCAGUGCGACGCCCAAAUCCCAGCGAAAGAAGUCACUUACAACGCCCACACAUAAGAGAAUUGUUGUCAAAAAACCGCUUGAAUUUACUCCACUAGGCACGCGAGUUCUAUCACAAGAUCACUUUGCCUCGCCAUAUCGUCAAGCCCGUACUUUGCUUCAUGUGUCCACUGUUCCGGAAUCCCUGCCCUGCCGGAAGAACGAAUUCAACGAAGUAUACAACCAUCUCAGUGCAGCCAUUAUGGAGGGCACGGGUGCCUGUAUCUAUAUCUCCGGUACACCGGGUACUGGUAAAACAGCGACCGUUCGGGAAGUAGUGGCCCAGUUGAACGCAGCCGUGGAAGCCGAGGAAAUGGAUGAUUUCAUCUUCUGCGAAAUCAAUGGCAUGAAGAUCACAGACCCACACCAGGCUUAUUCAAUGCUAUGGAAGGAGCUGAAAGGAGACCGCGUAUCGCCUUCUCAUGCGUUGGACUUGCUCGAACAAGAAUUCUCCCACCCCUCACCACGCCGAGUGUCCUGCGUCGUGCUGAUGGACGAAUUGGAUCAGCUGGUCACCAAAAACCAAUCUGUCAUGUACAACUUCUUCAACUGGCCUGCUCUGCGCCAUUCGCGACUCAUUGUUCUGGCCGUGGCCAACACCAUGGAUCUUCCGGAACGAACACUCAGCAACAAGAUUUCCAGCCGUCUCGGCCUCACCCGCAUCACGUUCCCAGGAUACAAGCACACCGAUCUCAUGGAAAUCAUCGGCACACGACUCGCAAACGUGCCUGGUAACAUCGUCGACCCAGACGCUGUCCAAUUCGCCAGUCGGAAAGUCGCCGCCGUCAGCGGUGAUGCCCGUCGCGCCCUGGACAUCUGCCGCCGUGCCGUUGAAAUCGCCGAACAAGAAGCAGAAGAGGUCGCUGCCGCAGACUCCAUUAUUCCAGAAGAAGACGAAGAAGAAGUACCUCCCACGCCCAGCAAGACACCUGCUCGUCGCAACAAACCGCUUGCGGCAGCCCCAGACACUGCCCUUACCCUCAAGCCAAAGCCUGGCAAGGGAAAGCCUGGCCGUGUCACAAUCGCUACCAUCAAGCAAGCCAUUCAAGAAGCAACCUCAACUCCACUCCAGCAAUCUCUUCGGUCUCUCCCGCUCUCGGGCAAACUUUUCUUGGCAGCACUUCUCGCCCGCGUACACCGCACCGGCAUUGCCGAGUCAACAUUCGGUGAUGUCCUGGACGAAGCACGCCGCAUUGCUGACGCAGCAGUCGCAGUGGCUGGUGCCGCGGGUACAGGGGUGAAAGAGUUCCUUCUUGGGGGAGGUGCUACUGCUAGAGUGCGUGCUCUAGGUUUUGCAGCCAUGGAGCUCAUGAACUCGGGCGUCCUGGCCUUGGAACAGGGGACUGGAUCGAAGAAUUUGCUCGGUGGGUCUACGAUCCCAAAUCGCGGUGACCGGACGAGUAAGAUUCGGUUGCGGGUUGCGGCAGAGGAUGUGCGAUCUGCAUUCCGAGAGGAUAUCGAGGCCAAGGGCUUCGGAUUAGGGGUUGACGUGUAA
Molecule: messenger RNA, 2391 nt
Organism: Penicillium verhagenii
Lineage: Eukaryota; Fungi; Ascomycota; Eurotiomycetes; Eurotiales; Aspergillaceae
Product: origin recognition complex subunit 1
Exons: 2
Coding region: 1-2391 (796 amino acids)
Biological process (GO): DNA replication initiation; mitotic DNA replication checkpoint signaling
Cellular component (GO): nuclear origin of replication recognition complex
Molecular function (GO): DNA replication origin binding; chromatin binding; ATP binding
Source: RefSeq, a predicted model, not a curated record